CUAUUAUUCUGAAUGAGUUGUGUUUUCUUCUUUGAACUUUUUUCUCAUUUUUCAAUUUCUUUCAGUCUCUCUCUCCUUGUUUCAUUUCUUGUUCCCUUUUUUUGGAUCUGGGGUUUUCAAGAUUUUGGUUUUGGUUGAUUGUAUAAGCUGCUUAUUUUUGUUUGUUGGGAUGGCUAUGGAUGACAAUUUCCAUAGGCAACGACUAGGGGCACAUGCACCUCCUGGUUACUUUGUCCGCUUGGAGAACGGAAGGGCUAAAGACGAUCUUUAUUUGAGAAAGAGAGGAAGGAUGAAAAGGUGGCUCUGCUGCACCUGCCAAGUAGAGGAGUCUGACCCAUCGCAUGAAAACGAGCUCCACAAAAGCCCCAAGAACAAUGUUGAUGGAUAUCAGAAAGGGUCAAAAGCAUCAGUUCCUGCCAAGGCUGAAGUGCAAAAGGCAAUACCAACUAUAGAGGUCCCUGCAUUGUCUUUGGAUGAACUGAAAGAGGAAACUGACAAUUUUGGAUCGAAGGCAUUAAUUGGUGAAGGAUCUUAUGGAAGAGUAUACUAUGCUAAUCUAAACAAUGGCAAAGCCGUGGCUGUGAAAAAGCUUGAUGUUUCAUCUGAGCCUGAGACUAAUGUUGACUUCCUGAGCCAGGUCUCUAUGGUUUCAAGAUUGAAGCAUGAAAAUCUGGUUGAUUUGCUUGGUUACUGUGUGGAAGGGAACCUUCGUGUAUUAGCUUAUGAGUUCGCAACAAUGGGUUCCUUGCAUGAUAUUCUGCAUGGCAGGAAAGGAGUACAAGGAGCACAACCUGGACCUACACUUGAUUGGAUGCAACGGGUAAAAAUUGCUGUUGAUGCUGCAAGGGGCCUUGAGUAUUUGCAUGAGAAGGUCCAGCCUCCAAUAAUACACAGGGAUAUCAGAUCAAGCAAUGUCCUUCUCUUUGAAGACUACAAAGCAAAAAUUGCUGAUUUUAAUCUGUCAAAUCAGUCUCCUGACAUGGCUGCUCGUCUUCAUUCUACACGAGUUUUGGGAACAUUUGGUUAUCAUGCACCAGAAUACGCAAUGACAGGACAAUUGACACAAAAGAGUGAUGUGUAUAGCUUUGGGGUGGUUCUUCUUGAACUUUUGACGGGAAGAAAACCUGUAGAUCAUACGAUGCCUCGUGGACAACAGAGUUUGGUUACUUGGGCUACUCCGAGACUAAGUGAAGAUAAGGUUAAGCAAUGCGUCGAUCCAAAGUUGAAAGACGUUCCUGCAAAAGGAGUUGCUAAGUUGGCAGCUGUUGCAGCGCUGUGCGUGCAAUAUGAGGCUGAGUUCCGUCCUAAUAUGAGUAUUGUUGUCAAAGCUCUUCAACCACUGUUAAAGGCACCUGUUCCCGCUCCUGCUCCUGAGUCAUAGGGGCUCUAGUUUCAUUUGCUCAUAUCAUAUACAGUUUGACAGCUGAUUGCACAGUUUGAGUUUGAUUACGCGAGUAUUUCUUUUCAGUUUGAGUUUCAUUUUCCCGCUCUCCUGUCUCUGGUUUGUUUAGCCUAUCGCGGUGUCAUGUUAAAGUAUGGGAGUGCUUUCGAGGGUUGCUCUAAAACUGGGUUAGGCUACUUGUUGAUAUUUUUCGUUUUCCUCAUUUUGGUGGUCUAUCCUCAUAUCAAUUUGUGUAUUAUAAUUUAUUUUAUGUAUUGGAUGAUGAACAUCUGGUAUGCUACUAUGUUUUAAGUAAUGUCAAGGUUACAAACAUUGUUGCACCAUU
Molecule: messenger RNA, 1727 nt
Organism: Nicotiana attenuata
Lineage: Eukaryota; Viridiplantae; Streptophyta; Magnoliopsida; Solanales; Solanaceae
Product: PTI1-like tyrosine-protein kinase 1
Exons: 8
Coding region: 170-1381 (403 amino acids)
Biological process (GO): protein phosphorylation
Molecular function (GO): ATP binding; protein tyrosine kinase activity
Source: RefSeq, a predicted model, not a curated record